AUGGGAUUCGGCGACGUGUGGAUGAGUUGGAUGGAAGCUUUUAUUUUCUCUAGUCAUAUGUCGGUAAUGGUAAACGGGAGCCCCACUAAAGAAUUGACGGUGGAGCGAGGAUUGCGUCAAGGAGAUUCAAUUUCACCUUUUCUCUAUGUCAUCGUGGCGGAAGGUUUGAAGUGGUUGAUAAAUAGAGCGGUGGAAAACGGUAUCUAUGCGGGGAGUAGUGUGUAUGGCAAGUGUUUCAUCGAUGUGAUUCAAUUUGCGGACGACACCCUUAUGGCGGGGGAUGGGAGUUGGAAUCAUUUGUGGACCAUCAAAUCGGAUGUGUCAGUGGCAUCAAUGGGUGGAUGGAGCUCUAAUGGGUGGAUUUGGUCGGAUAUCGGCAUACCGCACAACAUUCGAUCCGAACAACAACUAGAACCAAUGCUAUCUCUUCUAAUUUCCCAGCUGGAUCGAUACCAGCCAGCCUUUGCAGGAACAGAAGCGGAUUCAGUUAUCCACGUUAGUGUUCUAGCUUCUCCGCUGCUGGAGCAUCCUACCUGCUCAGUUGGGACGGAUAGGUCCAUUCUUCAUGUUAGUGCAACAACUUUUCCGCUGAUGCAACAACCUGCCUCUUCCGCUGGGACAUAUAUGCCCUGCUGGUCUUACGACAACGAAGGGUAG
Vicia villosa (hairy vetch) is the source of this 657-nucleotide messenger RNA. RefSeq lists its product as uncharacterized. The record is from RefSeq and is a predicted model, not a curated record. Lineage: Eukaryota; Viridiplantae; Streptophyta; Magnoliopsida; Fabales; Fabaceae. The transcript has 2 exons. The coding region runs from base 1 to 657 and encodes 218 amino acids.